AACAGUGCGAGAAGGUGUGUGUGUGUUUAUGCUAGCAGUUAUCGACUUUGAUGGUGUUGUUUGGAAGUGAUAUAGAUCAAAACCUAUAUUUCAUAGUAUAUAAGGUUAAAUUGUAUAUAUCCCAUGUGUAAAAUUAAAAAUCCAUUGUAAAUAACCCCUUGAAAUGGUGUAAAAUAAGAGUGGCAUCCCCCCGUGUUUGAGGGAGGCUCCUCUCUUCAAGGUUAUCCUCUCGUCUUGGGACGGUGAACUUCAAGAAGAGAUUGUGAUGUUGUGAUCGAGGUGGGAUAACUAGUGCCAGCCUUGUUAACAUCACGCCGGUCUUCCAUCUGUGCCAAGAGAAACAUCAUGCCGCUCAGUUCAGAUACCUCGGCGGCGCUGUCCCUGCUGGAGCGCAUCCAGCGCUCCAUGAAGGAAACAGACGAGACCAAGUUGUCAGACCAGUGCAGCAACGACCUCAACACGCUCAUCUCCGUCCUAGAGAGUCCCGUCUUCAGGGGCAUCAUCAACAUACAGGAGUCGCUGAAGGAGUUGAAGAAGCAGGUGUCACAACACCCAUCCAUAGUACCGACGGACUUUGACAUCAGUCGUGAGGGAAAGUUGAUCCUUCACGUCUCCCCAGAAGGUGGACACCAGCUGGAGUUUGCUGUUCACGGUGAACCAUCUACCAUCACACUACAACCUGCACCAGCUCUCAUUACCCAGGUUGAUCAUGAAGAUGCAGCUCCCAGCAAGGCUACAGAGAGCAUAGAGCUGCAGGAACUGUGCCACCUGCAGAAACAGCAGCAGCAGCAGGAUGAGGAGGAACUUGUGGAAGCAAAGGCGAAACCUGAGGAGGUGAAGAAAGAUGAGGGAGUGAGGUUGGUGGAUGAGGAUGAGAUGCCGCCAGCCAUCACCAACGCCACUCUGGACCAGGAGCUACAGCGAGCCAUACACACUGCUGCCCAGGGCAGAGAUGUCCAUCAUAUUCAGCUGUACAAGCCUGAGGGAAGCAGUCUGGGCUUCAGCGUGGUGGGUCUCAGAUCAGAGAAGAGAGGCGAGCUGGGUAUCUACGUCCAGGGAAUUCAACCCACCGGCAUCGCUGCUCAGUGA
Cherax quadricarinatus is the source of this 1089-nucleotide messenger RNA. Lineage: Eukaryota; Metazoa; Arthropoda; Malacostraca; Decapoda; Parastacidae. The record is from RefSeq and is a predicted model, not a curated record.